AUGGAGAUUACCUCCACCUUCAUCUCCACCACUAGGUCGUCGAAAUAUCUUACUUUAACUUCAUACUCUCCGGUGAUUCUUCCGGCUUCUACUCUCCGGUCAAUUCGUUAUGAUUUUCUCGGCUGUUGUCACAGUCUCCGUCCUCCUCCUCAUCUUCGAACGCGCGCCGGAAAACGGAAUUCUCGCCGUUCUUCGAUUCGAUCGCCUCGUUUAGUCGUUAAAGCUUCUAUCGAUUCUGGUUUGAUCCUUGUUGUUGUCGCUGUUACUGCUUUUUCCGCUAUUGCUUUCGCUUACUAUCAACAAACUUUCAGGAAAAGGAAAAUUUCCGAUGAGGUUGCAGCAUCUCCUGCAACGCUUCAUGGUGGAAAAGUCAGUGUUGAGAAUCGGCGGGAAAGUCAACAUUUAGAAGCUGAAGAUAUUCAUGUGGGGAUUAAUGGAGGUUUCAAAAAGGAGGAAGAAACUGCGAACAAGUCGGAGUCUCAUCAAAUCCAGGAAACUGUUGUGAUGGAGUAUGAAGCUGAGGAAUCUCAGUUUGCUGUUGCUAGUGUCAGCACAAUUGCCAAUGAACAUAGUUUUGUAGAUGAAUCCUUUUCAUCUUCUAUGAGUAAUGGGUCUGUUGCUUUGGAAUCAGCUACGUUGGUAGCAAAAACACCUGAAAAAGAAGUUGAAAAUAGCGAAGAGCAAAAGGGUAUGGAGUAUGAUUUUUCGCAGGCAGUGGUGGGGAUUCAUUCGAUUGCUUCUCCACAUGUGGUAGAUGAUACACGUGCUCUAGAGUAUGAGUAUAAUGGUUUGCUCCAGAAGCCUAUUGAAUACAGCAUCUUUACGGAGACUAAGAGAGAAGAGAUUCACACAUUUUAUGGGUCUAAUCAUUCAUCAGCCAAGUCUUCAAGGCUGACCAGUAUUAAAGCAGUCUCUUCUACUGUUACUUCUUCUGCAACUGAAACUUUAUUGUUGGACCUCAAGAACAAUGGAAUAGUUGAUACUCGGUUCUCAGGACAUACUUCUGGUCAGGCUACUGGUGUUGAAGAAGAAAAACUUGUGACACACGGUAAUGGCAACGGUGGUUUAACCCACACAAAGAAAGAUGUGAUAAGAGACUGGAAAUUUGCAGAUGAUGGCAAGCAUGUGGUUCACCAAACUGAUGAAAGCAUGCCUCAGUUCCCAGCUCAGCUACUUAAUAGUAAUGGACGCUCUCCAGAAACUAGUGAUGCUUAUUACCGUUUACUUAGAGAUGGGAGGCUAAAGGAUUGCAUAAGCUUACUUGAAGAUUGGGAGAAAAAGGAUCUAUUGGACAUGGACAAGAUUUAUCAUGCAAGCUUCUUUAAAAUCUGUAAGAAGCAAAGGGCUGUCAAGGAAGCAUUUCGAUUUACCAAGUUGAUUCCAAACCCAACCUUGAGCACAUUCAAUAUGUUAAUGUCUGUCUGUGCAAGCUCCCAGGACAUAGAAGGAGCUCGGGGAGUUUUGCAUCUGGUGCAAGAGAACGGUAUGAUGGCUGAUUGCAAACUUUACACAACUUUAAUAUCAAGUUGUGCUAAAAGUGGGAAAGUUGAUGCAAUGUUCGAGGUGUUCCACCAGAUGACGAAUUCUGGAGUGGAACCCAAUCUUCACACAUUCGGUGCACUUAUUGAUGGCUGUGCUAGAGCUGGACAAGUAGCCAAGGCAUUUGGUGCUUAUGGAAUUUUAAGGUCUAAGAAUGUUAAGCCAGACCGGGUUGUAUUCAAUGCCCUCAUCUCUGCAUGUGGUCAAUCAGGAGCUGUUGACCGUGCUUUUGAUGUGUUAGCUGAAAUGAAGGCUGAGACGCACCCUAUAGACCCUGAUCAUAUCACGAUCGGUGCAUUAAUGAAGGCAUGUUUCAAUGCUGGUCAGGUCGAACGAGCUAAAGAAGUUUACAAGAUGAUCCAUAAAUAUGGAAUAAAGGGUACUCCAGAAGUCUAUACCAUUGCUGUGAAUAGUUGCAGCAAGUCUGGGGACUGGGAUUUUGCAUGUAGCAUAUACAAUGACAUGAAAGAAAAAGGUGUGACCCCUGAUGAGGUGUUUUUCAGUGCAUUGAUCGAUGUUGCAGGACAUGCAAAAAUGUUAGACGAAGCUUUUGGCAUUCUUCAGGAUGCGAAAUCGCAAGGAAUACGUCUGGGAACUAUAUCAUAUAGCUCACUGAUGGGAGCUUGUUGUAAUGCGAAGAAUUGGAAGAAAGCACUGGAGCUCUAUGAAAAGAUCAGGUCAAUCAGACUUAGACCAACAGUUUCAACAAUGAAUGCCCUUAUAACUGCCUUGUGUGAAGGUGGUCAACUGCCCAUGGCUAUGGAAUUUCUCAAUGAGAUAAAGACUUUGGGAUUAACACCAAACACUAUCACAUACUCUAUGCUCAUGCUGGCAAGUGAAAGAAAGGAUGACUUUGAGGUAAGUUUCAAGCUCCUUUCUCGAGCAAAAGAGGAUGGAAUAUCACCAAACUUCAUCAUGUGCAGAUGCUUAACCAGCCUGUGCAAGCGAAGGUUCGAGAAGGCUUGCGCUGCUGGUGAACCUGUUGUGUCUUUCAAAUCAGGGCGACCUCAGAUUGAAAAUAAAUGGACAUCAAUGGCCUUAAUGGUUUACCGUGAGACAAUUUUAGGUGGGACCGUUCCUACUACAGAAGUAGUUUCACAAGUUUUGGGAUGCUUGCAACUUCCAAAUGAUGCUGCUUUGCGGGAUAGGCUGGUUUCAAAUUUAGGCAUAAACAUCUCUUCACAAAAACAACAUAACAUAAUCCCCCUAGUUGAUGGAUUUGGAGAGUAUGAUCCUCGUGCAUUUUCACUGCUUGAGGAGGCUACUUCUCUUGGAGUUCUUCCUUCUGUGUCUUUCAAUAAAAUUCCAAUAUCUUUUGACACGACAGAACUGCCGAAAAACGUAGCUGAGGUUUACCUCUUAACCAUCUUUAAAGGUCUUAAGCAUCGCAUUGCAGCUGGCGCGAAGAUACCUCAUGUUAAUUUGAACAUUACCAUGGAAGAGAAGGAAAUUACAACUCCUGGAGGAGAGAAGACAAUUGACCUUGCUGGAAGGGUCGGGCUGGACAUUGCUGCGUUGUUGAGAAGAUUGGGAAUACCUUAUCAUAGAAAAGAUUCAAAACUAAGAAUCAAUGGUGUUUCUUUGAAGAACUGGUUUCAACCAAAGCUCGAUUCGCCUUUCUCUAGAAAACCAGGGGAUAUAAGAUCAUCACAAGUACCGUUAGGAAACCAGAUUACUCGUCAGCAACGCAGUAUUCGACUAGGGAACCUAUCACUUGAUUGA
This is a messenger RNA of Arabis nemorensis, 3261 nucleotides long. NCBI's taxonomy places the organism in Eukaryota, Viridiplantae, Streptophyta, Magnoliopsida, Brassicales, Brassicaceae. The record is from the annotation of a GenBank genome assembly.